GUCAUAAUUCAUUCUAGUAUGGCGGCGUAUUUUGUUGUUUAGUUUUUGUCGGCAAGAACUUUAGCAAAUUUCCGUUUCUUUUUUUGUUUAAACGCCGAAAUUGCGUGUGUCUGGUCGCCUAUGCAAUUUGAGUGCUCGAAUUUCGCUCACACAUAUCAAAAAGUGCUCGAAGAUGUGGCACGAAGCGCGGAAGCAGGAAAAGAAAAUCCGCGGAAUGAUCGUCGACUACAAGAAGAGGGCGGAACGACGCAGGGAAUUUUAUGAAAAAACCAAAGCGGAUCCUACCCAGUUUUUGCAACUUCACGGCAGGAAAAGCCGAAUUUAUAUCGACCCGGCGAUAGCCCAGGCAGCUGACAGCAAAGUCAGCAUGAUGCCGUGGCUUGGCCAAGCUGACAAUCUGAUCGACCGCUUUGAUGUUCGAGCCCAUUUGGACCACAUACCCGAAACUCCUACUAACAUUGAUAUUAAACUGACUAAAGAAGAAAACUUGGAGGAGCGACAGGCAAACUACGAGCGAUACAGGAUUCUUGUACAAAAUGAGUUUUUAGGAACUACCGAAGAAAAAUUUCUGCACCAAAUUCAUAUUGAGGAACAAUACGGUUCAGUCGGUGCUAACACCACCAAGGUGAAGGAAGAGGAGAAAAAGAAACUGGCUGAGAAGAAAGCGGCGAUUGGCUACGUUUAUGAAGAUUCAACACCUCAACCUUUUGGAGGCAAACAGCCCCCCGUGGGAAACGAAGAGUCUGAGGAGGAGGACGACAACGAGGAAGAUAUUGAUUUUGAUUUGAAUGUGGAUAUCAAUCAACUCGGCCCUACCCAGGCAAAUGAUAUGAAUAAGCAGGCACACAAAUUUGGACUUGUGGGCAACGAUUUUUAUAGCAUGUUGACCAAAGACGUAGAGGAGCAAGAAGCCUUAAGAGCAGCUAGGGAGCAAGAGGAGGAAAAAGCCUUGUAUUCGGGAAGGAAAUCAAGAAGAGAAAGACGCGCUUUUAGGGAAAAACGACUGAUGGGACGUAAAAUAAGUCCGCCAAGUUACGCUGCUAAGGAGAGUCCAAGCAACAAUAGACAAUCUACUUCAAAGUCUCGAUCGCGCUCACAUUCGCCUGUCAAUUCUGGCCAAAUAACCUACAUCACCAGUUUUGGUGGAGACGACUCGGAUAAUGAACAGCGCUCUGUUGUUCAAGGGCCAUCACUGCCACUGUCCGUGGCAAACAAAUCAGCACCCAAGAACAUAAGUUCCAAAGCAUCAUCUAACCGACCAACCAAUUCGCCACCUAGAAAAAGCCGACCGAGCAGACGCAGUUCCUCCUCUAGCUCUCGCUCCAGAUCCAGAAAGUCUAGUAGAGGAAGAGGUCGUCGAAGGUCAAGCAGCUCAAGAUCAAGGAAACGGCGACGCAGCAGUUCUUCAAGUCGAAGCCGAACUAGACGGAGGAAAAGUAGGAGCUCCAGUUCGUCUUCGUCAUCUCGCUCAAGGCGUCGUAGCAGCCGAAGUAGUUCUAGUACUAGUUUGAGGUCGCAGAGGAGCAGAAAGAGGAGUUCCUCUUCAUCUUCAGCAUCACCAAAGCGCAACUCUCUGAGGGUUUCAGAGUCCAAAUCUAAAUCGCCGAAGAGAGAAACGUCCCCCAAAAUACCUCCAGCCCCGCCUAUAAAGCGUUACUAUGGUAGGAAGAAAGAAGAUGUGUCAUCAUCGAAUUCAGAUAUGGAAGUCGAUUCUGAAAACGACAAUGAAAAGUCCAACGCAAGCUCUAGUAGAAAAAAUGAUGAAAGAUCGACUUCGGGUAAUUCUGGUGCUGCACGCAAACUUUCGAACAAUUCUCGGCAGGAGCUGCUUAAAAAAAGGAUGCAAGUUCUACUAAACCGACAAUAUCGAGCCGAUAAACGAGCAGAAAAGGAGCGCCAAGAUAAAGCUGAGCAGGAGCGAAUGGACCGGGAGGAGGAAUUACGUGAAAUGUCUAUUAAAUUGAGGCGACGCAUGAUGGAGAGGGAAAGGAUGAUGCACCGAGAUUCGGACGAGGACAACUUAAGUUUGUCCGGGUCAAUAUCGAUGUCACCUAAGUCGGCAAGUCAGUUAGCCAGUGGCCGAGGAAGAAGCAAGAGCAACUCGCCUAAAGCCAGGAGAUCCCCAAAACGGCGCGAACGCUCUCCAGCACGGCGUCGUCGGUCAUCGUCCAGCUCACGCCGACGAAGGCGUUCAAGAAGCCGCUCCAGAUCCAGGUCAAGGAGAGACAGUCGAGAAAGAUACGAAAGAGGUGGAAGGUCAUACCGUAGAAACAGAAGCAGGAGCCGAAGCCCCUAUCACCGCCAUAGAUAAAAUAUUCUAAUUAAAUAAAAGAACGUUUUCACACACUAUUAAUUUAAUACAGAUAAACUUCUGUAUACGAGCAUGAAAAAUGCAUCAACUAAAAUUUUACGCUAUUUUAUACAUUUUGUAACAACUGCCCUGUGCAGUAAAAAUACAUUUGUCUCCAUUCCAUCCUUAACUUUCAGUUUAUGUACAAAAAGGUCCAGUUGCAAUUGAAUAAAAGGGCUGAAUUGUUAAAAAUU
Messenger RNA from Neocloeon triangulifer, 2544 nucleotides. Its product is annotated as CLK4-associating serine/arginine rich protein. Lineage: Eukaryota; Metazoa; Arthropoda; Insecta; Ephemeroptera; Baetidae. The coding region runs from base 173 to 2311 and encodes 712 amino acids. The record is from RefSeq and is a predicted model, not a curated record. The transcript has 14 exons.